Ananas comosus (pineapple) is the source of this 2238-nucleotide messenger RNA. RefSeq names its product pentatricopeptide repeat-containing protein At5g39350. Gene Ontology annotation, molecular function: RNA binding; protein binding. Gene Ontology annotation, biological process: RNA modification. Bases 107 to 1981 code for a protein of 624 amino acids. The transcript has a single exon. Lineage: Eukaryota; Viridiplantae; Streptophyta; Magnoliopsida; Poales; Bromeliaceae. The record is from RefSeq and is a predicted model, not a curated record.
UGAGCCACAUAAUCAUCCUAUACACAGAAACUUUAAUAAACUAUAAAGUGCCUACGUGCAUACUACUACUGCUAACACGUGAGUGAAUGAAUGAAUGAAUGAAUGAAUGAAUGGCCCAUUCCGCGCCCUCUCCAAACACUCUCCCUCCCCGCCACUCCCUCUCUCCCUCCUCCGCCAUGCCCACCACCUGUUCGACCAAACUCCCACGAGAACCCCUCCCUCCUACAACUCCCUCAUCCGCGCCUAUGUCCAAUCCCAUCUCCCCCACCACGCCAUGCGCCUUUUCGCCCACAUGGUCUCCUCAGGACUUCGCCCCGACCACUUCACCUUCCCCUUCGCCCUCAAGGCGUGCGGCGACCUCCCGCUCCCCAAGCUGGGCGCUGCGGUCCACCGCACGGUUUUGGCGUCCGGGUUCGGCUCGGACGCCUACGUUCGGAACGCUUUGAUCGCCAUGUACAUGAAUUGUCGGGACAAGGACGCCGCCGCCAAGGUGUUCGAUGAAAUGGCUAACCGGAGCGUCGUGUCGUGGAACACCAUGAUCUCGGGGUGUUUUCGGAACGGGUGCGCGGACGAGGCGUUGGCGGUGUUCGAUCGGAUGGUGGUGGGCGGUGGCGUCGAGAUCGAUCGCGCCACGGUGGUGUCGGUGUUGCCGGCGUGUGCUCACCUGAGGGAUUUGGGUAGAGGGCGGAGGGUGAAUAAGUUGGUUGAUGAGCUUGGUUUGGGGGCUUACGUUCCGGUGAGGAAUUCUUUGAUUGACAUGUAUGCAAAGUGCGGGGAUUUGCGAGAGGCGCGGAGGGUGUUCGAGGAUGGAAAGUUUGAGAGGGAUGUUGUUUCGUGGACGGCGAUGAUAGGUGGAUACGUUCAUAACGGAUCUCCGAAUGAAGCUUUAGCUCUCUCUUACCGUAUGCUGCAAUUGGGUGUGAGACCAAAUGCGGUGACGAUGGCGUCUCUGCUCUCGGCUUGUACUUCCUUGGCUUCUAUUUUUCACGGCAAGUGCAUUCACGCGCUAUUGAUUAGGCUGAGGCUCGAGUCGGACAUUAUUGUGGAGACCGCGCUUAUCGACAUGUACGCGAAAUCCGAUAACGUGGAAUUGGGUCUUAAGGUGUUUGAUAAGGGCUCGAGAAGAACUGCAACAUGGAAUGCUAUUAUAUCGGGGAAUGCUCGAAAUGGGGAACCAAUAAGUGCUAUAAGACACUUCAAGCUAAUGCUGGAAGAAGCUGUGAGGCCGGAUUUAGCUACAAUUGCAAGCCUCCUCCCGGCCUAUGCAGAGGCCGCAGAUUUGCAACGAGCGGGAAAUAUACAUUGCUGCUUAUUAAAAACAGGUUUUCUUCAAAGUAUGGAGGCAACCACCGGUUUAAUCGAUAUCUAUGCCAAGGCUGGGAACUUGGACGCAGCGUGGGUGCUCUUCCAUGGAUUAAGAGUAAAGGAUUUUGUUGCGUGGAGUGCUAUCAUCGCCGGAUAUGGGAUGCAUGGGCAUGCCAGGGUGGCUCUUUUGCUUUUAAAUAGGAUGGUCGAGUCGGGCAUCGAACCUAAUGAAGUGACGUUCACUUCUCUGUUGUAUUCUUGUAGCCACGCGGGUUUGAUCGACGAGGGUGUCCGACUGUUUGAUAGAAUGAUCAAAGUGCACCGCUUGAAACCCAACGUCGAUCAUUAUGCCUGUGUCGUUGAUCUUCUAGGCCGAGCGGGGCGGCUCGAGGAAGCUUACGGGCUUAUCAGAGAGAUGCCAUUCGAGCCCAAUUAUGCGGUAUGGGGCGCUCUACUUGGCGGCUGCGUGACGUAUGCAAAUGUGGAAUUGGGAGAGUUGGCCGCAAAGCAUUUGUUUGAGAUCGAGCCUGAGAAUACCGGGAAUUACGUGCUGUUGGGGAACAUAUAUGCGGCACUAGGCAGGUGGCAAGAUGUUGCGACUGUUAGGAAAAUGAUGGUUGGGAGAGGCUUAGUUAAAGAUGCAGGAUGCAGCUUAAUUGAAGCUAGCGGUGCAUGACCCAUAAGAGAAAUGGAGAAACGAGGAUAGUGCAUAGUUGCAGUUUGUAAUUAUUCUUUCCGUUAAGUUGUACUUGUCCUGGAGGAAGAAAGAGUUGAGAUUGCGGUGAAAAAUAUCGAAUGUAUUUUCGCUUCACUGUUUUCUUAGCAGUUGGUGUAUUGUGCACAUUUAGACAAUGGAGCAACUGAGAACUGAAGCAAGAUACAUGUAUUAUCAAACCAAAUGAUAUUUACAGUGUUCUGCUUAUUUUUCUUCAA